Zootoca vivipara (common lizard) is the source of this 6696-nucleotide messenger RNA. The record is from RefSeq and is a predicted model, not a curated record. Lineage: Eukaryota; Metazoa; Chordata; Lepidosauria; Squamata; Lacertidae.
ACACACACACACACACACACACACUGGAAUAUAAUAUAUAUAUGAUAAGAAUAUUGGAGAAAACUGGGUAUUGAAACUUGCUUAACCUAAAUCAUAUAUCCCAGUUUCCAGCGGCCCUUUAAAGUACGCUUCACGCAGAGUAUAUGCAGUCAGAAGUUGAGCUGGCUAAGAAAACACCACCAAGAGCGUAGGGAAUUAUCUCCCUUAUGUGAAACCCCUUACUAGCUUCACACUUGUAAAAGUAUGCAGAUGAAAAUACAAACGGUUGGGUUUCUUUAACUGAAAAACAAACUGACUCUAAAUAGACUUUUAACUAAAGAUAAAUGCUUUCUCCCACAUUCCAAACCUCCCACAAACCUCCCAAGAAUUAACAGCAAACUAGCAUUAUAACUAAGCAACUCUCAUACUAAGAUUCAACUGAGGAAUCUCUUAAACUGAGAACAACUGAGAGAGUGAUCUACUUAGAGAUGAAUCAAACUGAAAGAUCUAACUAAGAGAUGCAGAAGGCUUUCUGGCAGAGCCUUAUAUACAAGAAGCAGAGCCCACGCCUGUGAGCAAUUAACAGAAACACAGACACCUGUUUCUCUUAAACAGACAGUAUUUACAUUAGACCGGCUCUAAAAUAACUUGACUAUUCAAAAAAUCCAACAACAUAUACCGAGGUAUUUUGUUAUUUCUCCUCCCAGUUCUCUCCCCCAUUCACAAAAAAGAAAUGCAAAUAAAUAAAUAAAUAAAUAAAUAAAUAAAUAAAUAAAUAAUAAAAUAUCUUAUUAAGAAAGGACCAAGACUCACACUGUGACCACAAUUUCUCUGUCUCUCUCUUAGCAAAAAUACUAAGGCUGAGUAUAUAUGCUGCUGGUCUCCUCCCACCCUUGUUCACGAGGUAGAUCUUCACUCACCUCUUCUUCCCUGGUGGUGGUGGUGCACCAUUUUGUGGUUUGUCCAAGUGCCAAAAUGUAUUGGGCUAGCUCUGAAACUACCAGGAGUUACCAGGCGGUAGCUGACCAGGUCCAUGGCUUUUGGACUGUUGGGUCCAUUCUGUCUCUUAUGCUGUUUAACAUCUAUAGGAAACUGUUGGGAGCUACUGUCUGGGGAUUUGUAGCAUGCUGUCGCCAGUAUGCUGAUGAUCUGCAGCUCUGUUUCUCCAUUUCACGGGAAUCCAGAGAGGCUGUGAAGGUGUUGGACCAAAGUCUGCAAGCAGCGAUGGACUGGAUGGGAACCAAUAAACUGAGGCUGAAUCCUGAUAAGGCAGAAGUGGUAUGGAUGCAUGGUUCCUGUGGUCUGGAAUUAGAUGUGUUACCUGCCUUGGAAGGGAUUAUUUCUCUGGAGAUAACAGUUAUCCCUACCACAAAUCAAUGUGUGAACAAGUCUAAAAUGUGGGCUUUGAUAAGUAGCAACUGCUGCACUGCUAGUACAAUGAAAUACCUACUCAAUAUUCUUCUGGGUUCACUCAUUAUAAUAUAUCCCCAUUCUCUGUGUUAAACCAUUGCUACCGUACAUAUAUUUUCUGCCUCAAUGUAGUUCCUUGAAAUGUCAGGAACUGCUGGUUUAUUAAGGUCUCCAUAACACACUAGGAUAAGGUAGAAAUAAGGUAUCCAUCUCUAUAUCUUAUCUACAUAUUUCAUAAUACUUUGCUUCUAUGCAGUUCUCAGAACUGUUUGCAUGUUGAUCUACAUUCAUGUAGCUGGUUGGUAGGUGAGGCCUUUUUUUAAUAAAUCAUUUUUAUUAAAUUUUCCAUUUUAACACUCCAAUCAAAUCACAUCAAAUAUUCCACAUUAUACAGGUACAUAUCAAAUAAUCCAAAUAUUCUGCCAAAUUAUAUAUAUAUAUAUAUAUAAAGGACUUCCCAUGAUUCAAGACUUCGGAGGGCUCUGAUCAACAUCAUAGUCCUACUGCAUUUCAUAAUCUUCCGGUAAUUCUUAUUUCUCUUUCUGUUGUUAUCCUUCCUUCAUCACAGCCUCUGAAUUGUUCCCACAAGCGAGUUAAAACAAGCAAUAAUAUGUUUCUGUGUGGAUUUUAUGUACAUGAUUCCCUUCAAUAAGUUCGCAGUAUCUCCUCAUGCUGGUAUUUCUGCCAAGUCAGUCAAGGUCUUUCCACUACGAGCAGAAGCCAUCUUCACACAGUUCCGAUGAAUUCCAAUCUAAGCGUCUGCUCAAUAAUUUCCCCAAACCAGUUGCAUCAAACCUAGUCUUUCCAGGGGAGAUUUACCGAAUCAGACUGGAGGUACAAAUAUAACAAUAUAUUAAUGGCUCGCCUCCCCUAUGACUAUUUAUAAUUCCGCAACCCGGUUUGUUUCCAACAUGGCGGAUUUCCAAUUUUCAACUGCGACACUACUGAUAAAGGUUCCAGGAAGCCGUCCAAACUUUUUAUCAAAAAUCCAGCAGCUAGUGAGACCUGCUUCUGUCUGAUGUUGACAAAAGGGAAUCUUUAAACCUCUUCCAAGCAAAUCACAGAUCCAAAGUCUUAAUUAUAUUAUAUUUUCAUUUCCACACAGUUUAUACUUUUAAAGCCAUAUUAUAUCAACGAAUACCAAACUUUACAUUUUCACUUGUUAUAAAUAUUAUAGAUGGAUUGUAGGUGGAACUUCUGGGUUUUUUUGCCAAAUAAUAUAAUAAGCAAAUAAUCAAAUAAACCCUGUGUUGCAAACUCCGAAACUUGUGACAAAAGAGGCAACACGUAGACCAUUGAAUGAUAAAGGCAUAAAUUCAUAAAUUCAUAAAGCAUAACAACAAAGCAUGGUGCAAAACCACAAUGUAUUAUUUAGAAUAAGAUCCCUAACAUCAUAAUCUCUAUAAACAAAGCGAGUACUAUAGUCUCUUAAUAGUAACUGAAAUAAUGUUCAUCUGGCAAUGCAGUCUUUGAAAUGCCUGUUGAUGCCUGUUGAUGCACAUGAACUGGUGCCAAGGUGAUCGUAUUUCAGUUACUAAAUCUGCACACGUUUCUGCAGAAUUUCAAACAUUUGGCAUAGAGACUGAGGAAACACAUGAUAGAAGUACCUUGGAUCUGUUGGGAGAAACUGAGAAAAUUCCAGAGUGGAAAAUUUUCCCUCUCCAUAUCCUGAAAAGCCUUACAUUAGGUCUGUAGGUCUAGUGACUCAUCAACAAAUGAAUGAAAUCUGCAAGGCAAGUAUUGUGGCCAUUCUGGUGCUUGACUCUCCCCAUCCUAAAUUUUGUAAGAACUACACAGGCCAGUUUAACAGGGUUCUCAUGAGCUUGUAUGCAUGGCUGAUAGGCUGUUUGCCCAGUGGGUCACAGAUUGUGCAGACUCACUUGCAUAUGCUUUAUUUUCACAAUAAUCUGAUGCUCUAAAUUAAUUAUGACAUUUCUAUGAUUUGGACUGUGCUAUCAGAAAGCAUCAACUGUGCCUCAUGGAAAAGUUGACACAGACUGAAUUUUGUGGACUAGUUUCUAUAGACAGCUCUCAUUUCUACCUCUGGAUAUUUUUUAAAUCAGAAAAUGACCUACUGAUACAAAGACUUGGUUCUUUUUACCUUUUUUAUAUUAGUGCCUCUUCCUUCCUGGUAUAGAUAGAGAUGGAGCUAAAUGUAAGUCUGUUGGGAUGGAAUUCCACAGAAACAGCGAUAAUGAAUUGUUACAGGGACCCGAACUUCUCAAAAUUACCAUCAGCCAAGCCAUCACACCAUCAGCCAGGACUUUCCAGGCUGGUAGUGAUGGCGAGAGUAUUGGAAACUGUCCAUUUUCUCAGCGCCUCUUCAUGAUUCUCUGGUUAAAGGGUGUCAUAUUUAAUGUUACCACUGUGGAUUUGAAACGGAAGCCUGCAGACUUACAGAAGUUAGCUCCAGGAACAAAUCCUCCAUUUAUGACUUUUGAUGGAGAUGUGAAAAUAGAUGUGAAUAAAAUCGAGGAAUUCCUAGAAGAAAAAUUAGCACCUCCAAGAUAUCCCAAACUUGCACCAAAUCAUCUGGAAUCUUACUCUGCAGGAAAUGAUGUGUUUGCUAAAUUUUCUGCGUUCAUUAAAAAUACAAGGAAAGAUGCCAAUGAAAAUUUGGAAAAAUCAUUGCUGAAGGCUUUGAGGAAACUGAAUAACUACUUAAAUGCCCCCUUGCCUGAAGAAAUUGAUGCCUAUAGCACUGAAGAACUCACUGUUUCCACAAGGAAAUUCCUAGAUGGAGAUGAACUCACACUAGCAGACUGCAAUCUCUUGCCAAAACUACAUAUCAUCAAGGUUGUGGCAAAGAAAUACAGAAAUUUUGAAUUUCCAUCUGAAAUGACUGGAAUCUGGAGAUAUUUGAACAAUGCAUAUGUGAGAGACGAGUUCACAAAUACUUGUCCUGCAGAUCGGGAAAUAGAGUUCGCCUAUUUGGAUGUUGCAAAAAGAAUGAAAUAAAUCAAGAAUCUUAUGUUUCUAUAUAUCUUCAGUGAGCUUGAUUUUUAAAAAGAAGGAAAACCUCGAGAAUAAAAUGAAGAGCCUGCUUAACUGCAAAGUUUCAAGUUAUGAAACUGGCCAAUCCUUGUGAAGUAAUUAUUUUAUUGAUCUACUAAUUCAAGUAUAGUAUAAUUGUAUAUUUGUUGCAUUGCAGAUAUGCGCAAACGCACAUACAAAUAUAUGUAUUAUUUUUUUUGCAAUAGAACAAACUCAAAACAUUUGCAGCAAUAUUAGAAUCUAGAUUACAUAGUAAUUGCAGCUUUAAAAUUUCUAAACAAUAGUUAAAGGUAUUUCUGUAAGCAUUGAUCACCCUAUCAGGACAGAGAGAAUUAGAUGAAGUCCAUUUUUUUGUUGGUCAAUGGGAGAACACCUAUGGAUUUUAAGAAAUGUGGAUUGUACUGUUUUGAGGGGCAGUCACCUCAGGGGAAUUUGCAGUGUAUCUAGUCUACCAUGUGCCAUUUCUUGUACCUCUGCCCUUAAACCAUGGGCUUGUGGUUAUCAUACGCUUCUAGACCCCCUUCAACAUUAUGGUUGGCAUGCUGCAAAUGACUUGUUUACAUGUUGUGUUGCUUACAGCCCUAAGCUUUGUUGCAUCAGCUUCUUACUACUUAGGCUGGGACAUAUGUACAAAUGAACAAUGGCACUGCAAUGUCAGAAAACAUUCCAUUGUAGCAACAUUACAACAUCUAAAAACAGCUAUGCCAUAGCUCAAAGCUAUCCAUGAGCCAAUACUGUCCUCAAAGCUCCUACAUCUAAUUUCAGGUGCUGUGUGUGGUGAUGGUCAUUUAUUAGUGAAAGGAAGUCAGACUGGAUACUCAGAAGGGCUUAUCACAGGUUCCCUGUGAUACCCUGUACAGAUUCAGGAGCCUUAAACCCCUUUUCUAUGCCUACCACACAAGUUGCUGAUCUCCCACCUCUGAUUUCCGCUUCUCACAGGUGUCAGUGUCACAAUUUUUAUUUUAUUUCUAAGCUAUUGCCAAAUAUAUUCAGCAACUUAAGUAUUUUUUAAGCAGAAAUAGGUUGAUUCUGUCUCACAAGAUCCAUGUGACAAAAAUACAACACAACAUGUGUACAAACUGUACUCACCUGUGUAAAUAAUAGAAAGAAACAGAUUAUAUCAUAUGAAUACAAAUAAAAGGGCUGGGUCAAAUGUUGUUAAAAAAUACAUUCCAUCUUCCUGAAGUUCCAACUCUCAGCUACAAAGCUGUGGGCAAAUUCUGUGUGCUGUACCAGAUUUGCUUCUACAGGGACUGUGCAAUUCAUAGCUGUUAUUUCACCCUGCUGCUCCAAGGCUUGAAGUGUUCAAGCUUACUUGAAGUUAAUGAUGUCUUUCCUUAGUAAGGCACUCUGAAAACCAGUGGUUAAGGUCUUAGUAAGAAGUGGAUGGACAUUGCUUGACUAAUCAACACUUGAAAAUUUAAAACCCAGUUUGUGAACUGAAUGCAUUAAAAAAAAUCUCUUGUCUUCAGACAAAGUGGAACCUCCAUCAUGGUAUUGCUCUGAGAUGGCUCAUUAGUACAUGCUGCAAUCAUCAAGUGAUGAACAGGCAUGGGUAAACAUGGCCUAAAUAAAAACAUUUCCUCAGGCUAUUGAAAUGGGGCCUCUUCCUACUCUCCCCAUUAUUUUAUAAAAUUCACAAAUGCUAUUCAAUUUUGAGGAAGAGGUGGUCCCUUUCUCCUUGUUUUUGGAACAGGAUUCAUUUGGAUGUCUUUGAAAAAUAUACAUUGAUUAGCAGAAAACAUGUUUUAUUACUGUUGUGUUUCUGAAAGUUCAAAGUGUAAAGGAACAAAAGAGCCACAACAGCAGACAAAACCUACUGGAUUAUACUGUGGCUACUAGGAAUUCUCUCCACUAAAUGUAGCAGCUAUCAGUUCCUCUGUAUAGUUAUCCCCAUAUAAGAUUGGUUAAAAUGUAUAUUUGAUAAGCUGAACUUUUUUUAGAAUAGGAAAAUAUUUCAUCUCAAGAAGAUGACUACUUUUCUUACCAAUUUUACAACAGUGUGGAUUUUCUAUUUUAAAGAUAUGUUACUUCUGUACUGUAUAAUCAUGAAAGUGUACUUUGUGUAGCAUGCUUCACAUUCUUUGUGAUUAAUGUAAACAGUGUUAAAUCCUGCAUAUAUUUUUUUUCAAUCUAUAGAGUGAACCUGUUUAAAACUAUUUUACAAUACCAAGAUUAAAUGCUGGGUUUGAUUUUUUUCGUAUCCAUGAAAGAAAUAUUACUGUUCCCCCCCUCAUCUUCAGACAUCUAUAUAAUUUAAACCGCACAAAAAAAUCAUUGUAGUUGUUUAAUAUGCCUUACAAAGCUGAAAAG